Molecule: messenger RNA, 1054 nt
Organism: Cucurbita pepo subsp. pepo (vegetable marrow)
Lineage: Eukaryota; Viridiplantae; Streptophyta; Magnoliopsida; Cucurbitales; Cucurbitaceae
Product: zinc finger protein CONSTANS-LIKE 5
Biological process (GO): regulation of flower development
Cellular component (GO): nucleus
Molecular function (GO): protein binding; DNA-binding transcription factor activity
Source: RefSeq, a predicted model, not a curated record
AUGGCUUCCGUUCCUCAAUUCUUCUACACUGACUACACAACAACAACAUCAAUAAUUCCCAAUGACUUCUGUGAGCAGCGCCCUCCUCCAACGGCGCCGGCACUGGGCGGCGGUGUAUUGUGGGGCGAGGAAACCUUGGUUCCUUUGUUCGAUGAUUUUGGGCUUCAUCAUCAACCUCCUAUUUCCCCAUCCCAAUACUCUUCUGAUAAACCUGGUCUGACACCCACCUCGUUUCCUCACCAAGACAUGAUCGCAUUGCCUGAACUUAACACGCCCUCCAUCUGUGCCACUAAUAAUGCAGCCCCAUGUCAAAGCUUUUGCGUUGGGUACCAACCUGAUGAUCAUCCCUUGUUUCAAUAUCCAGACGAAUGCUUCCGUUUGGUGCCUGAGACCGAACCACUUUACCACCCGCUUCCUCCCGACAACUGGGAAAUUCAAAGCAACCAAGUUCCUGUAUCUGAAGACUCAAACAUGAAGGUGGGCCGCUAUUCUGAAGAAGUAAGAAAAGAAAGGAUUCUGCGGUAUUUGAAGAAGAGAAACCAAAGAAAUUUCAACAAAACCAUAAAGUAUGCAUGUCGGAAAACCUUAGCCGACAGAAGGAUUCGAGUCCGAGGAAGAUUUGCGAGGAACAACGAAGCAUGUGAUCAACAACUUAAUCCGACUAAGAUCAACCACACUUCUAUUCACAAAGUGGACACUCAAUUAUUAUACAACCAAGAUCAUGUGGGUGCCCAGAUGAAGAAGGAUGAAGAAGAAUGGGUAGAAGAGAUGACAGGGUUAAUGUACUUACCCUACAUCAGCAGUUGAGAGAUGGCAGUGAUGAAAAUCAAGAAGGGGCAGCAAAUUAAAGGGAAGAAUAUAGGAAAAUACUUGGUGGGUAGGGCGUACUUUAAUUAAUGAAUUAAACCAGCAGAGGUAAUUAUGAUAAUGUUCCGAGUGUUAAUUUUUUUAAUCAUCCUAGGAUAUGGAAACAUAGGAGAGUAAGAGAAGGAGGGUUCAGCAUUUUGUCAUUCAAAUAAUAUAUAACAUAUGGUUUAAAAAGGUGUAGUUGAUG